Molecule: messenger RNA, 4789 nt
Organism: Spea bombifrons (plains spadefoot toad)
Lineage: Eukaryota; Metazoa; Chordata; Amphibia; Anura; Pelobatidae
Gene: SLC22A23
Product: solute carrier family 22 member 23
Exons: 10
Coding region: 1064-2992 (642 amino acids)
Biological process (GO): transmembrane transport
Cellular component (GO): membrane
Molecular function (GO): transmembrane transporter activity
Source: RefSeq, a predicted model, not a curated record
CGAGGCAAAUAACUAAAUGGGGUGGUGCAGGUGAUCGGUAUAAGAUUUGUCAGCCUCCCAAUCCCAGGGUUAGUGAUACCUGAUCUCCUCCUAUGGGAGGGCAAUACACGGGGCUGGCUUUGCAGGUUGGCUUUUGUGAAUCCAGCAAUACUUCCGGGGGCGUAGAUUAAGAAUGGAAAGGGAAAAAAGAGAGAGAGGGAGAGUGGGAAAGAAAUGUCACGCAGUGCAGAGGCUGACAGCCGCUGACCCGACCGGUUGGAUCAUACCGUUUCUCUCCGGGCUGUUCUGAAUUGGAAUUACUGCUGCUGUGUACCGAUCUGGCCUCUGAGGACGUGAUCGGGGAUCGGAUUCACAGGAGGGAUCCAAGGUUGUGCAGGAACCGUGGAGCAUUUGAACAAAGCGGCAGCCCCGUGUUGUGGAUCUGACCGGGUGUCGGUGAUCCGCAGCUGUCUCUUCACAGGGAUCGGAGGGAGAAAAAAAAAAAAAGACGCAACAUUUUCUGCCCGAUCCAGAGCCCGCAGCGGUGUGUGUGUCAGAUGGGUCUCGGAUGCGUUUAGAUCGGAGGUGCAGAGGUGGGUUUGUACCCUUAGCAGGAUCGGCACCCCCACCUCGUACAUUUCCUUGGCAUUGUGCAGGAGGGGCAGCUGCUGCAUAGGACACCCCGGUUUACACAGUAGGGUGGAGGUGUUGUUGUUGUGUUCAACACCGGCUUUCGCAUUUAUUGCCGUUCUUGACGAUCACCCACCGUUCAUGGUAACAGUGAUCGAAUAGAACGUUAGCGAAGGUUCCAUUUAACCCUUUGUUACGUAGAACGCGGGCACUGCCAGCUGUGAUUGGCGUCUGGGACCAUUGUGACGAAGGUGAUUGUGACGAAACAAGUGGCUACCGAGGUUAUUUAACUGUUUGCUAGCGCGUUGCCUGGCAGUUCAGCUGUGACUUCAGCGCGAAUUGACGGAUUGUGAUACGGUGCAUAUCCUUUGGAUAACUGUGCUUUUUUUCCCUUUCCUGCGAUUUGUUACAUGCUGCCGGUCGCUGCCGGUCCAUGUGCCGGUAAGUAGGCAGCAUGUCUAUAGACAGAGAUCUUGAAUCCGGCUGGGAGAGGCAGCCCGAGGCUGAGGAGAAUGGAUCUGUAUUACCAGCUUCCAGCUCUGUGCUCCGUGCCACCAACGAGCCGUCUCCCGCCCGUGCCUCACCACCCCAACCGGACCCUCGGUACAGCCCCCUGCUAUUGGAUUACGACGGUUCAGUGCUGUCUUUCCUAGGAGGGCUGGGGAAGUACCAAACCCGCCUGGUGCUGCUCACCUGGAUCCCCAUGUUGUUUCUCGCGUUCAGCAGCCUCUCGGACUUCUUCUUCUUGGAGUUGCCCGAUAUAACCUGUAAGACAAACGACAGUGGGGUAGAGGACGGCCACUGGAUGCAACUCCCGGCUGGGAAUGACACCAGCGUCCUCCCUACGACGCAAGCACCCCAGCUUCCCACCACAGCCACGCUUGAUGCCAUCACUGAUACCUACAAUAACAUCUGCACGUGCCGCGAGAAAGUCUUCCAUAUCCGGCCAGGGCUGGUGAAGAACGUGGUUAGCAAGUGGGCGGUUGUUUGCGAAUCUUCCUGGAAAGUCCAUAUUGCCAAGUUUUCUCUCUUGGUUGGACUGAUAUUUGGAUACCUGAUUACGGGUUGCAUUUCAGACUGGUUGGGAAGACGCCUUGUUCUGAUGUGUUCUGUAGUCCUCAAUUUGAUCUUUGGACUUACCCUUGCCUUGUCUGUGAACAUGACCAUGUUCAGCACCCUCAGGUUCUUUGAAGGCUUUUGCUUAGCUGGAAUAUUCAUCUCCUUGUACACAUUACGGAUAGAACUCUGUCCGCCCAAUCACAGAUUCAUGAUAACGAUGAUUGGGAGUUUCACCGCUUUGGCUGGACAGUUCCUUCUUCCUGGUAUUGCUGCACUCUGUGGAGACUGGCAAAUCCUGCAAGCAGUCAUCAUCUGUCCAUUCAUCUUGAUGCUGCCUUACUGGUAUAUUUUCCCAGAAUCCCUGAGAUGGCUCAUGGCUACACUUCAGUUUGAGGCUUCCAAGAAACAAAUUCUUGAGAUCAUUCACAGAAACCGAGUGAACACCGAAACUGAUAUAAAAGGAGUAAUGCCUGAGCUGGAGAGGAACCUUAGCAGUAGUACCAAGAAGGUUUUCAUCCUCAAACUUGUUAAGACAAGGAAUCUGUGGAAGAAUAUUGUUGUUCUCUGCGUGAAUUCGCUGACUGGUUUCGGAAUACACCACUGUUUUGCGAAAAGCCUAAUGGACCCAGACAUUAACUUGCCCAUAAUCUACAAUUUCUAUGUCAACUAUUACACCUUGGCAGGGAUCGCUUUGGCUUCGUGCUUAGUCAUGUGCCCUGUUGUUAGUUUUAUGGGCCGGAGAGGGGGACUGCUUUUCUUCAUGAUCGUGACAGUCCUGGCAUCUCUCCUCCAACUGGGUCUUCUCAAUUUAAUCGGAAAAUACACUCUGCACCCUGAAACAGGAAUGAGCAACGCUGUGAAAAAUAAAUUCUCGUUCGUCUUCUCUGUUAUCGGGAUGUUUUCGUCUCAUGCAGUGGGAAGUCUAAGUGUAUUCUUCUGUGCAGAAAUCACCCCCACAGUCAUCAGGGGAAGUGGCCUUGGACUCGUUCUCGCAAGUGCUGGGUUUGGAAUGCUAACAGCCCCCAUCAUGGAGCUCCACAAUAAGAAGGGAUACUUUCUCCACCAUGUUAUAUUCGCCUGUUGCACGCUCAUCUGCACCAUAUGCAUUCUACUGCUGCCAGAGAGCAAGAACCAAAAUCUGCCUGAGAAUAUCAACGAUGGAGAGCACUAUACACGCCAGCCUCUGUUGAGCCACAAGAAAGGCGAACAACCCCUCUUAUUAACUAACUCGGAGCUUAAGGACUACUCUGGUCUCCAUGAUUCAGCAGCUCUGGGGGAUGCCAUGUCUGAAAAUGCAACUGUCAACGGCAUAAAGUCAACAUAACUGGCCGUCAUUCAUGGAGGAACAUCUAUUGCAUUCGUUAUUUGAUUUAACCUUUGCACAGGUCUUGCAGGCCAUAAAAAGGAUGAUUUAAAACUGGGCUACACCUCGCAUACAAAUAGUGAGCCCCUAUAAACUCAAUAACAUGAAGAAUAAACACCGGAAUAUAGUCUUUAUUCCAUAAUCAUCCUAUUAUUAAUGUACUGUGUAUGUUUUUUUUAUAUUUUAAUUCAUCUCUUGUAGAUGUUCUAACAAGAUUAUUUUAGAUUUUUUUGAAUUUUCAUCAAAUCAUGAAGUGGAAUCGUUGGUUUCUGUUACAACUCUGCAGAAUUGAAUUUCACAGUAGGGAUGCCACUUUUAAUAACCACUGUAUUCUUAAUCCAGGUCUGAUCUCCCAAUAAUCUGUUCAUGAAAUACAAUCACUUACAAAUUAAGUAGUGUGUCUGCUCCAAAACCUUCAAGAGUUUGCUACAUGGAUUCCCAGCAGAGAUUAAAUGAACACUUAAAUUUAGUAACUUUAUUAUGUAUAUAUUGAAACAUUUUGUGAACAUUGUUUGGGCUUUGGCUUGGCACCACUCCCACAAGGGGCUUGCUGCUGCCCACAGGUGCAUCAUCUUUACUGCACAGAAAGUAAGAAGAGACAUUUCUUGAUCUAUACCUAAGUGAACAUGAAAGGGAAGACUGUGACAGAACACUUUAGAACAGGAGCUAACGGACUCCACGUUCAUAUAAAGUUCUGUUUAAUUUUGUGUUUUUGUUUUUCUAUCUAGGAUACUUGAGCAAUACAGACCAUUUGGGAAAUGAUAUAAAUAUCACUACCUUCAUAGAAUAAGCCUGUUGGCUGCUAAAUACUCACAACAUGCAGCUUUUACCGAGCGUACCUAUUGGUUAAUCCUCAGGUUUCGCAUUUUAGGUUGAAGACAGUUGGGGAGGUCUUUUAGAAAUACUUAGUAUAUAUAUAUGUGCCAAAUUGUUCUUGUAUGAAUGAGCCUUGUCCUGCUGCACCUAGUGUGGGUUUGACAUCUAUUUGAGGUUAAUGUUUUUAGCUGAAUUACUAGCUAUACUGCUUCUAUGUCUUCAACACUGGUGCUCAUUCACAUGGGAGAAUGUAUAUUCAAGAGCAUUCAGUUGGUUGUGGAGAAAAUUCUUAGCCCUCUCACUUCAUACAUGUGUAGUGAUACAAUAGUAGAAUUAUUGUACUGCACAUGCUUCUGCUUCCCCUUAACCCCAGAUUUCUGUACAUAUAGAAAUAGUGUGGGUUGGGCAUACAUGUAACAAUGAGCGAUUAUCUCUAGGCUUGCUUACCCAUAAAAAAAAAAAAAAUGGUACUCCAAACACUUGAUUUUUCUGACAUCCCUUUUGGGAAUCGGCAAAGCGUUCUUGUUGUCUUAAGAUAUUACGUGAUGAAUUUUCUUACUGCUGAAAAUGGUAUUUAAUUCUAAAAGAUAUAAUGUGAUACAAGACAAGUUACCAAACAUAAGAGAGCAGGGCCCUGUGUGAGAUAUGUUUUGCCCAGCAAGACAAUGGAAGCGAAGAAAUGCAUUAACCUUCUCCAAACGGUACCUGCGUGCCUGUUGCUACCAAAUGACAUUGUGGUACCAGGUUGUGGAGAUAGUCAUGGUUGGGAUCCAUUCGAUGACUUUGUCAUUAGCUGUGAAAAUAACUUGUUAAUGUUGCAGGCAUCUCUGUUACAAGAAAGUAUGGCUGAGAUCUAUAUCAUGCCAUUUAUUCCUUCAUACAGUAGAUAUGGCUGUUACUGGACCAGACUUGUGCUAGAAGGCUCCCACUGAAUCAUACGAA